Molecule: messenger RNA, 3756 nt
Organism: Chionomys nivalis (European snow vole)
Lineage: Eukaryota; Metazoa; Chordata; Mammalia; Rodentia; Cricetidae
Gene: C3H3orf38
Product: chromosome 3 C3orf38 homolog
Exons: 3
Coding region: 273-1319 (348 amino acids)
Source: RefSeq, a predicted model, not a curated record
AAUGGUCACGAUGCCUCUUUUAAGCGCGAUCAGUGGAACGCUACUCCCAGACAGCCCGGAACCAUAAGUUGGGAUGCCUAGCGUUUCCUCGCGGACUUUCUAAGGAAGCACUCCCCCCCCCCCCAGGAGGGGGGACUGGAAUAUCCGAUACGGUUCCGGCGAGAGCGACUGGAAAGGCACUUCCGGUGUCUGUUGCCAAGGCGCCGGCCGGCCCACGGGCCGAGAGGGCGACUUUAGUGGCGUCGCCCUCUGCCCCCUUCCCCGGGGGCGAGAUGUCGGGGCUCAGCCACCUAGAGACGGAGGGCUGCCGGAACCUGCUCGGCCUGCUGGACAAUGACGAGAUCAUGGCCCUGUGCGACACCGUCACCAACCGCCUGGUGCAGCCUGUGGACCGCCAAGAUGCUAUUCAUGCAAUAUUAGUUUACAGCCAGAAUGUAGAAGAACUUCUGAGGCGCAAAAAAGUCCACCGAGAAGUCAUAUUUAGGUAUUUGGCAACACAAGGGGUGGUUGUACCUCCAACUACUGAAAAACACAAUCUUAUUCAGUAUGCAAAAGAUUACUGGGAAAAACAGUCACCAAAACUGAAGGAGACAGCAGAACCAGUUACAAAGACAGAGGAUAUCCAGCUCUUUCAACAGCAGGCAAAAGAAGAUAAAAAAACUGAAAAGAUUGAUUUUCGUCGCUUAGGAGAAGAAUUCUGUCAGUGGUUCUUUGAGCUUCUUAAUUCUCAGAAUCCUUUUAUGGGGCCACCUCAGGACGAAUGGGGCCCGCAGCACUUCUGGCAUGAUGUCAAGCUUAGGUUUUUUUAUAGUACCUCAGAACAAAACGUGAUAGACUACCAUGGAGCAGAAAUCGUGAGCCUUCGUUUACUGUCUUUAGUGAAAGAGGAAUUUCUUUUUCUAAGUCCCAACCUCGAUUCUCAAGGACUAAAAUGUGCUUCUUCUCCUCAUGGAUUAGUUAUGGUCGGAGUUGCAGGGACUGUCCACAGAGGAAAUACUUGUUUGGGCAUAUUCGAGCAAAUUUUUGGACUUAUCCGUAGCCCUUUUGUGGAAAAUACUUGGAAAAUCAAAUUUAUCAACCUGAGAAUUAUUGGAGGAGGUUCCAUUGCUCCUGGAACAUCACUGAAACCAUCUGUUACAUUUGAACAGAGUGAUCUGGAGGCCUUUUAUAAUGUAGUCACCUUGUGUAAUAGCGCUGAAGGAAGACCUAAUGUAAAGCAGACAUUGGAUAGUGGAACUGGAGACCAGGUUUUAGGUAGUGGAGAUGAGGCGUUGUUGAACAAAAGGGAACUGAAUUUGCCUAACCCUCCAAAGCACUGAGCACCAUUCAUCAGCUGGAAGUCACUGCGGAAACCCUUCCCAGCACAACGCUGAUCGUCUCUAAGUGAUUGCCGACGUGAGGAUUGACGUAUUUUAGCUGAAAUACCUUUCUGGACUCCAAACUAAUGUGGAUAUUUGCUAUUUCUACCCGAGUUACAGCAAAUGUUGUGAGAACUUAUUGCAGUCCAUCAAAUAAAUCCUACUUGAGAUGUGGAUAACUGUGUGCCUUAGAAAUCAUAGGUAUUAUUUUCAUUUAUUUAGUGAAAGCUUACAAUCUCUGAACCUCCAAGUGGCAGCAAUUAGUAGUAGUCAUGGCUUAUUGGAUAUCUUACAAAUGGGUCUUACUAAAGUGCUAUCUGAAAAAUAAAAACAAACCAAAAAGUAACAUUUUAGAGAUGCUUAGUAUAGUGUUACUAAUUAUAUAAAAUAUGAAUAAUUUACUUGUGCAAAGAGUCCAAUAAUUUAUCCUGGGAAGAAAAGCUUAUACUUCUUUUUGAAGCGUCUCUUUCAAAUUAUCUGUUCUAGUCCAAGCAAAUUAUCUCAAAAUCUACUUUGUUCAACUAUUUUGGGCAGCAAACAUUGUUUUCAGCACAGACCUUAUUACUACUUAGGCUUCAGCCAACAGUUUUAUAGAACAUUGACUAUGAUACCCUAAAGAUGGAAACUGUGCUUUGAACAUUUAAAGGUGUGCACCAUUCCUAGGAAUCAAAUUACUGUUCUUCCCUACUGAUUGUGGCAGAGGUUGAUUCUCCUCAAAAUAGAAACAGAGCCCCUUUAGAACUUACUACAUGGCUGUGGAAAUAUGCAUACAUGUAGCCUAAAAAAGGUUUUCACCUCUGUGUUACUAGAUUUGAGAUCCAAAGUUGAUUUGCCAGGUUAGAGUUUAAAUUUCUCAUCACCUAGUAACUAUUUGCUGAUCCUGGAUUUGGUUAAAAAUUUUAGUUUUUAAAUUACUAUUUGAAAAAAUAUCUGGAAAAUGUUAUGGUUUAUUAUACUUGUUAAUUUUUAUAUUGAACUCCGAUAAUUUAGGGUGAUUGGUUAUGAAUAUUGGAAGAGGUAAGCAUUCAUUCACACCUCCCCUUUUGUUUUAGUGGCAUGUCUCUAUGAAGAGCACAAAUCAGUGUGUUCUAACAUAAGUUAAUAAAGAUGGGAAAUCCUUUUUGUCUGUAUUAGAAUAGUAAACUGGUCCCAGCCCCACAGUUCUUAAGGAGAGCUUUAGGCAGUUUAACACCACAAAGUUGCUUUUCCUUUAUGUAUAUAGUCAGCAUAUUAUAAAGAAACAGCAGCCCACAGAACGGUUACCGUGUGUUCACAAGGUAAGGCAACUAGGUCACUCUGCUUCUCCUCGGGUUUGAAAACUUAGUUUGAUUUUAUACUCAUUUAGGUUUUAAGGAUUAAGUUAAAUAUCCUGAGAAAAGCAUGAGAUGAAAAAACUAUCCUUGUUCUAUUUGUGUCAGUACUAUGGAACUCUUCACUUAUCUUCACUAUUGAACCUUUAGAUGUAUAAAAACACUAAGAAAGGCUCAGAUUUCUACACAUAGUUUUAAGUCAACUUAAAUUUGAUAUAUUCUUGAUUGAGAGGAUUGGCUGCUUUUUGGGGUUAUCUCUGCAUCUGGGCUCAAAAUAGAUCCUCAUAUUGCAGGGAAGUAAUAAAUGAGCAAAACACUAGGUGGGGAGGUUUCAAGUUUGGUCUUCCACCCCAAGAAUUUUUGGUCACAUUGAUUUAAUAUGUAGAUGUACAAAAAUGUAGACCUUAUUACUCAGAUUUAAGAGAGUUGUAUUCGGGUUGGUGGGAAUAUUGGUGACUGAGACAGUGUAACAAAUAUAUAAGGAACUAAUAUGAAGAAAAUGUCCAGAGAAAGAAAUCUAGAACUGAAAUUUGUUGAAGAAGCUUGGAACCAAAAGGAAGUGCAAACAUUGACUUCCUUGGCCCACCACCAUGGCAUCAGUUGAAGCAAGCUAUAGGUUCUUUUUGCUAUAUUCUACCUAGCUAAUACUUGGAAAAUCUGGCACAUACAAUGCUUCUCAUAGACUAUGAACUGAUUGGCAUACUGCCUAGUUUUAUAUUAAGUUGACGCAGCUAGAGUCUUUCAAGAGGAGGAACCUCCAUUGAGAAAAUGCCUGAUAAGAUUGGGUUAUAGACCAGUCUGUAGAGCAUUUUCUUAAUUAGUGAUUGAUGGGGAAGGGCUCAACCUAUUGUGAGGGAGCCACCCCUGGGCUGGUGGUAAUGGGUUCUAUAAGAAAGCAGGUUGAGCAGGCCAGUAGCAACUCUCCUUCAUGGCCUCUGCAUCAGGUUCUGCCUCCAGGUUCCUGCCCUGCUUGAGUUCCUUUUCUGACUUCUUUCAUGAUGAAUAGUGAUGUGGAUGUGUCAGCCAGGCUGACACAUGUUGCUUUGAUCAUGGGAUUUUUAUUACAAUACUAGCCCUGACUAAGACAA